Molecule: messenger RNA, 3576 nt
Organism: Fusarium odoratissimum NRRL 54006
Lineage: Eukaryota; Fungi; Ascomycota; Sordariomycetes; Hypocreales; Nectriaceae
Product: poly(A) polymerase
Exons: 3
Coding region: 576-2222 (548 amino acids)
Cellular component (GO): nucleus
Molecular function (GO): poly(A) RNA polymerase activity; RNA binding
Source: RefSeq, a predicted model, not a curated record
UAGCAAAUUGCCCAUUUAAUUCAGCUCAAACCCACAGAUAAAAGCCAGUAAUAAGAACUCAACCCCCAGGUUUAGGGUGCCUCAGUAGCCAGGGUCCACUGUUUCAAUUACUUACACCCAAUCCAGCUUCUGGGCCACCACCGCGUUUGUGCAGCCUCGCGGCGCCUCGUAGUAGUCAGCCAAAAGUCUAACUCUUAUUCAUUACCUACCAAGUAAAAAAAAAAAACUUGGUCUCUUCAUCAUCCAGCGAAUUCACUCGAUAUCCUUUACGAUCCAUCCCUUACCUCUCCGAUCCAGCCAUUCCCAAUAUUCGUCUCCAUACCAGACACAGAGCACCCUCUUGUCCUGUCCUGUGCCUGGCCUCUCCCUUGCGCUGCUCCCACUGCCCUUGGAGAGGCUUGAAAACCAGCGUAUUCUUUUAAACAAGCAACCGUUUGUUGAUUCGGCUAUCAUCCUGUCGCAUUGGGAUUUGCGAUCCUCCCCCCGAUACGUUCCUCCCCGGCCUCGGGUUGGUUAUUAUCCAACCACUGUCGUUCAGCUUACCCCCCAUUCCGACGUUUGGAUACAUUGAAGCUAUGGCAUCUGAACAGGCUUACGGCGUGACGCCUCCCAUUUCCGUUCAACUCCCAACGGAAGCUGAGCUGCGACAAUCGGACGCUCUCCUGGAAGAAUUGAAGCGUCAAAAAACCUUCGAGAGUCCUGCAGAGACUGCCAAGAGAGAAGAAGUCUUGGCCUCGAUCCAAACCAUUUGCGAUGCGUUCGUCCGUCGAGUCGCCCAGGAGAAAGAACCCAAGAACGAGGUCCUCAUACGAAAUGCAAGAGGCAAAGUCUUCACUUACGGCAGUUAUCGCCUCGGCGUCUACGGCCCCGGCUCUGAUAUCGACACUCUCAUUGUCGCACCGAAAUACGUGACCCGCGAGGAUUACUUCAAGUUCUUCCCAGAUCUGCUUCUCUCGAUGGCCCCCAAAGAUGCCAUCACUGACAUGGCUGUUGUGACUGAUGCUUUCGUACCCAUCAUCAAGUUUGAGUACUCUGGCAUAAGCAUUGAUUUGAUCUUUUCUAGGGUUAUUCAGAAGCAACUAUCUCCCGAUUUCAAAGACCUCAAGGACUCUGGCCUGCUGCGCGGCCUAGAUGAGGCAGAGCUGCGAUCUCUCAACGGCACACGAGUAACGGACGAGAUUCUCACGCUAGUCCCCGAACAGAGCACAUUCAAGAAUGCGCUGCGAGCCAUCAAACUGUGGGCGCAACGGCGUGCUGUCUAUGCCAACAUCAUGGGUUUCCCUGGUGGUGUUGCUUGGGCCAUGCUCGUCGCACGCGUUUGCCAGCUCUACCCAAAGGCUACGUUCUCGGUGAUUGUUAACAAGUUCUUUUUGGUUAUUAGCCAAUGGCGCUGGCCGCAACCUGUUCUUCUCAAGCCCAUCGAGGGUGGACCUCUCCCUGUUCGAAUCUGGAACCCCAAGCUUUACAAGGGUGAUACUUAUCAUCUAAUGCCGGUCAUUACUCCUGCGUACCCAUCCAUGUGUGCCACUUUCAACAUUACUCGUUCGUCGAUGGCGAUUAUCAACCGAGAACUUAAGCGGGCUCUUCAGAUAUCUGAGAGUAUCAUGGUGGGCAAGCGCCCCUGGAGCGAUCUUUUUGUCAAGCAUACCUUCUUCACCGCAGGUUACAAGUACUACAUCUCUGUUACCUCAGCAGCGAAGACAAAGGAGGCCCACACGAUCUGGUCCGGUUAUGUUGAGUCCAAGGUUCGAAUGCUAGUGCAGAAACUUGAGCAACACCAGUCCAUUGCUCUAGCCCAUGCCUUCAACAAGGGCUAUGAACGACAACACCGAUGUCACAAUCAGGAAGAGAUUGAGGCUGUGCAGGAAGGGAGCCUCGAUUAUCUAUGUAAGGAAGACACCGAGCAGACUACUGCUGUUAAGAUUGAGCCCGCAGUCGCCGAGCUACCAAUCAAGGCUGAAAACGGGGAGAAUGGCCAUCUCAUCACGUCUGAGAAUGGUCCGGGUGACGAACAGGUCAAGACCGAGAACGGUGAGAAUGGUCGAGUUGUAAAGCCUGAGCCUACAGAAGAGACUGGUCCUAUCACGGCCGUGCCUGUCAAACCUGAGACAUCCGAUGACUCCAAACCAACAGACACUGCGACGGCAAGCGGCCCAUCCGACAUCUACACAACUACGCACUAUAUUGGUCUCGAGUUGGCUUCUGGUAUGUAUACAGCCUGACAUGUUUUCGCAAAUCCUCGGUGUUUGAGAUUUCCCAAUACUGACUCAAUAGGCGCCAAAUCACUUGAUCUUUCUUACCAGGUUGAUGAGUUCAAGGAACUUUGCACCUCGUGGCAGAAAUACAAGGAUGAUCUGAAAGAUGACGUCUCUAUUGGUGUUCAACAUGUCCGAAAGUGGGUUCAGCAGACGCUUCCAGACAUCAACGCACCUUGGCCUGCUGACUUUGACCCGCACAGCUUCAAUUUACCAGACGAUGUAUUCGACGACGGCGAGAAGAAACCCCAGAAGAAGGCUGCAGCUAAGGGCUCAGCAAACGGCAAGAAACGGGGGCCCCCAGAGGUAUUUAAGCAUCACCGGACGAAUUCCCAUUGCCGGCCAAGAUGCGCUGUUCCAGAUGGCACAUCCCUCUCAGCUAGGGUAUACUAAUCCUCGAAUAGGAGAAUCCUCCCCCAGCGAAGAGACAGCAAGCCUCGGUUGCCGCCGCAGGCUGAGCAUGAUAGCAUAUUUCGCGUUCCACACAAAAGUUGGCUCGGAAGAGCUCGACCACAACUCAAUUGUGCAUCUUGCACUGUAUCUCAAAAAUAUCAAGAAUAUCGGCAAGUCCAUAAGUGGCUGGACGAUUAGCAUGUGGCUGAUCACGUAACUAACAUAAGAUAAACAAAAAAGUUCGCUUUCAACCAGACUGAACUGCAUCAACUACCAUGGUAAGUUGGCAGUGCCAGCCUGAUGUGUUAAUGCAUUACUGGCGGCGUUAUUUGCGAUUGGAAGAUUGAAUAAUCUACAUUAAUAACAGCAGAAAGAGAGAGAGAGGCACGUGUAGUGCGGGAAGGGCAGCUGGCUAAAUCAACAUUUUGUGCUUCGCAGCAACAUAUCUCCAAAUUGGGAGCUGUCUAGUCGCCGGGUCGAUAACGUUGAAGACCUACAGCAACCUCAUAUUAUAUCUGUACCUAGGAAAUGGCCAUGCUAGAUCAAUACAAACUUUUUGAGGCUCGAUGAGCCUUGGGAGAUUUGCUCCAAACCUCUUCUUGUUUUUGUCCCGCGUGUUCCUGAGAUGUGAAUGGUGCCCGAGAUUGCUCGACUCUAUUCGGAUUUGAUGGCUAGCUCUAUCAAAUGUAUCAUAGGUCAUCGUCGUCAUCAUCACUGCCACUGAACCAGCCUUCUUGGUAGGCAUCCGCCAGUUCUGCGAGUCCGUUACCAAGAUCCUCUCUUUCGUUGACUGGCACAAGUCGAGCAGAGUCUGACCGCAAAUUUCUGAUCCGUUGCACUAAUGAGCUGUUUGUCGAGAGUGUGGUUUGCAUGCUGACAUCAGGAUGGCUACUGAGUUGGGGAUAGAUCUGGGGGUAGGCGUCCAGCA